Molecule: messenger RNA, 1119 nt
Organism: Parnassius mnemosyne (clouded apollo)
Lineage: Eukaryota; Metazoa; Arthropoda; Insecta; Lepidoptera; Papilionidae
Source: the annotation of a GenBank genome assembly
AUGAUGUAUCCGAAUAAGGGUUACAAAUAUUCCAAAGACAUGUCUUAUAAAACAAGUGGCAUUUCCACAGAUGUUCGUAGUGGAUACACAGAGCAACAGCAACAACAAUACGUCAAAUAUCUCAAACAACUGAAAGAUGAAUUCGAACAAAGAUGGUGUGCAAAACCUAGGUUUAGUAUCACAUUUUCUGAACUAGAUCGUGUACGGACCUUAGGUACUGGCGCUUUUGGGAGAGUAGUUCUAUUAAAACAUACCAAAUCUGGAAAAUUCUAUGCUAUGAAAGUGCUCGACAAAGAGAAAAUAAUCAAACUGAAGCAAGUUGAACACACAUUGUCUGAGAAGAGAGUACUAGAGGCUAUACGGUUCCCGUUCACGGUUUCAAUGGAGUUUAGUUUUAAAGAUAACAGUUAUAUAUACUUUGUUAUGCCUUUCGUGUCAGGCGGUGAAAUGUUUACGCACUUACGACGAAUGGGAAAGUUCGAGGAACCUUUAGCGAAAUUUUACGCUAGUCAAGUAAUUUUAGCACUGGAAUAUCUUCACUUCUGCAACAUUGUUUAUCGUGAUUUGAAGCCCGAGAAUAUCCUCAUCGAAAAGAACGGCUAUUUGAAAAUCACAGAUUUCGGUUUUAGUAAAAUCUUACAUGGAAGAACGUGGACUUUGUGUGGUACUCCUGAGUAUCUGGCCCCUGAGUUAAUAUUGAGUAAGGGUUAUGGUUUCUCGGUGGACUGGUGGUCUUUUGGAGUUCUGCUAUAUGAAAUGAAUGCUGGAUACCCACCAUUUUUCGCUAACGACCCCAUGAAGACGUAUGAGAGAAUAGUCGCUGGUAAAUAUAGGUGUCCUUCGAAUUUCAAUGCUGAUCUUCGAGACCUCGUCCGAAGCACUCUACAAGUGGAUAUCACCAAGCGUUUUGGAGUAAUGAAAAAUGGGGUAAUGGAUUUCAAAAAUCAUAGAUGGUUUACGGGAAUCGAAUGGGAAGCGAUACUUAAUUGCAAAUUCCCUGCUCCAUUUGUUCCUAAAUAUAAAUCCCCUGGUGACACGACUAACUUCGAACGUUACGAAGAAGAGUCGCUAAAACCUGCACCGUACUGUCGUUUUGAAUCUGAAUUCAGCGACUUUUAG